AUGGCUACGACGCCAAGCGGUAAGAUGGACCGAAGGCGCGCUGGUUCGAAUUACUUUCAGCUGGAUGCAGACCGCAAGCGCAACACGUCGACUAAUCGUAGCCAUUUGAACCAUGGUGAUACUCGUGGUACAUUUGGUGAUCGUCUUAGUAUGAUGGAGGUACUACCACCUAAUACUCAAGGAGGUAAUCAAAUGCGUGGUGGUGGUCUUGAAGGAGACUUUGCGGAUGAAGUGUCGGUGGACUUUUGCUGUGAGGUGCUCUACAAUAAGUUUGGUUUCCAGUCUGGUUCAGUGGAUAACCAGCGAGAACACGUGUUGCUACUAUUGGCUAAUUCCAAGGCACGGGCUAAGCCUCAGGAUCCUCCUGGUCAUCACAUUGUGACACUUCAUAAGAAGCUCUUGGGUAAUUAUACGGAGUGGUGCCAAUUCCUAGGCGUCUCUAGUAUCACGUACACGGCUCAGCCCCAAGGUGAUUUGAAGAGUUCUUUGCACAUGGACAUUUUGCUCUUUCUAUUGCUUUGGGGGAGGCUGAAAGUAUCUGAAGGCUGGUACUUGAGACAGGUGGUUCGACCAAUUUGGAAGGAGGCUAGCAACAUGCAGAGGAAAAACCGUCGAGGUAAAAACUUGGAACACACCCAAGUACGAAACUAUGAUGAUAUUAACGAGUACUUUUGGAAAAAGUACUGUCUUAAUGUUGACAUCACGCAUAUUGGCGACGAGUUGACAAAGAAACACACCAAGACGUAUUACGAACAUCGCAGUAUAUUCACACUUGUGUUGAAUUACUACCGAAUCUUCCAGUUCAAUAUGAUGUUUAUGAUGGUGCUUAUGGCAAUUGGCUUCAUCACAGCCAUUUCACCUAGUGGUGGGCAGCAGUGGUUUGCUCAGUUUGAAUCCAUGGGCGAAGUGGUUGCGCCCUACAAGCAGCAGGAUGUCAAGCUCACGUACGUGGGCAUUGUGUUUGCACUUUCGUCAUUGGGAUUUUGCAAGACUGUUCUUGAAGCGUGCCAUGGCUGGCACUUGCUGACUGCUAGUGAGUCAUCCGAAACAUCAUCACGUUCAUUCAAUUACGGUGGUGCGCUGGUGGUUCGCAUGCUCUGGAAUGGCGCAUUUGCAGGCAUCUUUGGUUUGAUGAUUUAUACCCCACUGAUCACGAAUAGUAACACUGAGCUGCUGGAUAAGGCUGCGCAGGCGGCUGGUAUCUACAUUUUGCCGGGUGCGCUGAUCAUUGUCGUGCAAGCGUUUUCACCGUCGAUGGUUACCAAUAGCUUUGCAGCCAAGUUCAUUCGUGAGGGAGAAAGCUGCUAUGUUGGUCGCAACAUGGCGCCUCCCUUGAGCUACCAGAUGAAGUACAUUACCUUUUGGGUUAUUCUGUGGUCACUGAAGGCGUUUGUGUCAUAUUUCAUUCUGGUCCGUCCAUUGGUGCUUCCGUCGUUGGCCAUUUACGAGAUGGAACUUGAGUACGGUAGCAAUGUGGUGUCUUUCCAUAACUUUGGUGUCAUUGCUGCGUUGUGGUUGCCAGUAAUUUUUAUCUUCAACUACGACACUCAGAUUUACUUUACCGUGUUUCAAGCUUCGCUUGGUGGUAUACAAGGUCUAAUCAUGAAGACCGGUGAAAUUCACGGCAUUAAGGAUAUCACGAAGGCUUUUCGUGUGGCUCCUCAGCUCUUUGAUCAAAAGGUAGUAACAAACCUCGCUCGCUCAAACGAUGCUGCUGCCGACGGCUCUGCUGCUGCGUACCAGUCACAGAUGAUGCUGCGUUUUGUGGUUGUUUGGAAUGAGAUUGUGAACUCGUUCCGUGAGGGAGACCUAGUAGAUGAUAAAGAAGCUGCCAUUCUGCAGUACGAUAUCCAGAGCUCUGGCGAUGUAUUCGAGCCAGUAUUUCUUUCCGCUGGUAAACUUGUGGAAGCUCUUGAAUACACGGUAAAGCUUGGCAAGGAAGGCAAAGGCGACUCGCAGCUUCAGAUGUACAUGGUACAGAAGGAUUGUUUGUCGGCCGUGCGUAGUUUCUUCACGGCUAGUAUGUACGUGAUGGAAGCUCUUUUGGGUAGUGACGAUGCGGAUAUUCUUGAUGCUCUUCGCCAAAUGGAGAUGAUUGCUGCUAACGGUAGCUUUAUGAGCACAUUUGACGCGAAGAGCCUGGUGCAGCUUCGUACUGUAUCAAUGGAGUUUUUGGAGGCUGUGAUGGAUCUUCCAGACCCUGACGCUCAGUCGCACUUGACUACAUCUAGAGUGCACACUAUGGGCAUUGUUCGCAACUUUGUGACAAAGAUGGAGAACUUGCUGAAUGCCAUUCGUAUCUUUGCAAACCGUCCUGAGCUUGCUGCCAAGUUCAGCAAUUCCAAGUUCUGCUCGAGCGCGAAUGGCUACGUGUUUGCUGCUCGUGGUCUGGUAAACCUGUUUUACAACGACACAGCCAUGGGUGCUGCUACCCGUGCGUACCUACUGAUGUCGCUUGAGAAGGCUGAUGCCAUGCCUCGCGUUCCUGAGGCUCAGCGCCGUCUUGGUUUUUUCAUGAAGUCACUUUUAAUGGACAUUCCACAACUUACGUCGGGUAUGAUGCUUUACGAGGACGCUAUCAAGAUUUUACACUGGCUGGAGAUUGGGUCGAGCCCUGGCAAGUCGGCUGAGCAGAAGCAGGCUCAGCUGGAGGAUAUGGUGUACCUAGCCCUGACUGGUGUACAGCAGCAGAUUGUGUACGACAUGAACUCAACCGCUGUGAUUACGGACAACAUUGCUAACAACUUUGACGCGCGUGUGUUUAGGGACUUGAAGUCUGUGCUCAAUACUCAGUUCUACAUCCAAGCCGGUUUUUUUCUGAUGCUACCGCUGAUGUGUGUGUACUUUGGCGAAGGUGGUUUUGUUCGUGGCUUGACGCGUUUUUUCGAUAUGAUCAUUACGCUUGGUCCUGCGUUUUUCGUGUUCCAAGUGGUUUUUGGCAACUUUUAUAUCUGUCAGACGGAUGCAUCCGCAAACGAUAAUACUUUUGCGUCCGAUUAUUGUGAUACUGCUCAGGCCUACGGUGUACAGACGUUUUCAGUGUGGUUUAUUUCCAUUCUGUGGGUAAUUGGUCCGUUCCUAUUCAACAGUGAUGGUCUUGAUUUGAAGAAGACUAAAGUAGAUAUCCGGCAGUGGUGCAUGUGGAUGUUUGCCGAGGAGGACUACAAAGACGACGAUCCGGCCAACAAGGGUGGCUGGAUAGGCUGGUGGAAGGGAGAUUUGGAGCAGUUUCAUAGUUCAAACAUGAUUGCGCGUGUUACCGUCGUCCUUCGUGAAUGCCGGCACUUUUUGUUAAUGUUUUACGUGGCCACACUUGAAACUUCCGAUGUGAUGUACGUUGCAUAUUCGUUCGGCGCGGCUAUAGCGACCGUUGCCUUCUUGGGCGUUUUCCAUUGUCUAGGCAUGGGCAUGCGGUCUAUGAGCCCGGUCACUCGCGCACUACUCUACUUUGUCACUUUGGUCAUCGUGAACACCGUAUACUUUCUUGCCACGUGGAUCAUUGCAGACUGGACCUUUCAAUACUCUAUUUCGCUCUGGUUUGCAUAUGUGGCUGCUCUUUACGGCAUCAACGAAUGCUUCCGCAUGUGGAGUUUCCCGCACUCUUCAAUUGCUGGCAUACCGGUGUUCCAACAGCUCCAGUUUCUAUUUGACUUCAUUUUUUGCACGGGUAUGAUCAUUCCGCUGGUGGUCAUGUCGUUCAUUCCGUUCUUGAACAUUAUUCAGACGCGCAUGAUGUACAAUGAAGGUUUCUCGAAGGUUAUGUCCGCAUCGUCGCAGUACGCCUUCUCGCUGGCGGCUUUUAUGGGUGUUUUGGGCGGCAUUGGCGUCGGCUGGCUCUUCAACUUGCUGUCGACGCUAGAGCAGUCGGCCAGCUUUGCAAGUUAUGUGGUUACGUACGAUGACGUGUUCGAUGGCAACGUCGGCGACGGCACGACUACUUACCUGCUGUACGUCUCGUGUGUAGUGGGGACGAUCAUCGCUGGUUUCUUGAAUAUCUUUCUUGGUCGUCGUCUGGCCAUUGUUGCUGGUGGUCUCUUUAGCACGCUAGGUAUGGUAGCUGUGAGUGCGAACGAUGACCUUCGUGCGACUUUGCUGAUGCCUGGUAUCGGCUUGCUUGGCGCUGCAUGCGGUAUUCUGCUACCGUCUUUGGCUAUUUACAUCUACGAGAUUUCCACGAAAGAAAUGCGUGGCAAGGCCAUGUUGCUGCUGGGUCUGGGGUUUGUUUCUGGUAGCAUGUUGAGCGGCAUUUUCGCAACCGUGAACCAGUUGGGAUGGAUCUGGCAAACGUUUGCGGCUUGCGUUGUCAUUGCGUUGGUCACGCCAGUAGUAAACGUGUUUUCUGAAAGUCCAUACUGGGUGCUUGAUCGCAAAGGCUGGGACGCAUGCGAAGCUUGUCUGGUGAUUCUGCGACGCAAGCCUGAUGUGCAAGAGGAGCUCAAGAUCAUGCGCGAAGAGGAGACGCCUGAUGAGGGUGGUGCCGGCGCGUUCAAGUUCUUGAUUGGUUUGUUCCUGAUGCUUGUAUCAUCUCUGACCACAGGCUUUCUCAACGCCUUUGUCAGCUACAAGGGAGCUAGUCAGUACACUGAUCAAGACCAGUUGUACGUGAAUGCCACGGCAUUGCAGACGGCGGGUGUCGUGAUUGCCUUUUUUUUCAUUGACAAGCUGGACCACAAGUCUAUUUUGUUUGGAACGCUCAUUCCAGUGGGCAUUUGCGCGGGUGUGUUGGGUUUUAACGAGACAUCCAAUUUUCUCGGCGACCCUGACGGUUCAGGCUUGUACAUCAGUCUGGUCAUUAUGCUCAUGUACUUUUUCAUGGGACUGGGCACGAGUUCUGCACUGUGGUCGGCCUGCGUCGGCAUGUUUAACACGCGCGGUCGUGCCUCGACAACAACGGUUUUGUUUUCCAUCUUUUACUUGGCGAACUUUGGUUACGCCUACAUGCACGCUCACGACUCGCUCACGACGAAAGAGCACCUGUAUUUGUACGCAAUUGCAAUUUUCAGCGUCGUUUCGCUAGUGCUAUUGUUAAAUGCGGGUACGUUCAAGAACGGCGUCAUUUGCACAAAGAUGGAAGCUCAGCGUGAGCGUGAUUGUAUCGCUCGUAUGCGUGCCGGACGUGCAAGUCGUAACACGCGGACUCCCGGAACUGCUCGUCAGCGGAAUCUCAGCCGCGUGCGCUCCAAGUCCAAUGCAGGAGGUAACCAGCGAAGCAACGCAACGUCUGGUGGCUACCAGACAUACGAAACACCACAUGCCGCGCCGCCACUCAUACACGCGCGCGCCUAG
Molecule: messenger RNA, 5286 nt
Organism: Peronospora belbahrii
Lineage: Eukaryota; Oomycota; Peronosporomycetes; Peronosporales; Peronosporaceae
Source: the annotation of a GenBank genome assembly